Diorhabda carinulata is the source of this 5755-nucleotide messenger RNA. Its product is annotated as BMP-2-inducible protein kinase. The coding region runs from base 292 to 4065 and encodes 1257 amino acids. Lineage: Eukaryota; Metazoa; Arthropoda; Insecta; Coleoptera; Chrysomelidae. The record is from RefSeq and is a predicted model, not a curated record. Gene Ontology annotation, molecular function: protein kinase activity; ATP binding. Gene Ontology annotation, biological process: protein phosphorylation. The transcript is spliced from 11 exons.
AAAGCCUACUGUCGUUAUAUUUGAUAUAGCUCAAUUGAUAGGUACACGUCAGUAUCUCACCUAACUUCAGUGUAUUCUUUAUGUCAAUUUUUGUCAAUUGUCAUAUUUCAAUCGCUUGAUUUUAGUCCACAACUAAUUUUUGUUAAUGCUCUAAUUAUCAAAAAAUGAUGUAUUAGUGAAGAAUAAACGAGAAAAAUAUAUAAUUUCUUUGAAAUUUAAACGCAAUGUUUAAAUACUUGAGAUACAAAGUUUAGAUUAAUAUCUAAUGUGUAGGGGUGUACUACAACGAACAUGAAGAAAUUAUUUUCCAAAAUUGAAACUAAGAUCGACAACACAUCUCGAGAAAGUAAUACUUAUACAGGAAAAGUCUUUAACGUUGGCAGGCAAACGGUUACAGUGGAAGAUGUUCUUGCUGAAGGGGGGUUUGCCAUAGUUUAUUCAGUAAAAGCAAGUAAUGGUAGUAGAUAUGCUCUUAAGAGAAUGUAUGUCAAUAAUGACCAAGAUCUCAAUGUUGCAAAAAGAGAAAUCCAAAUUGCAAGUAGUCUAAGUGGUCAUAAAAAUAUAAUAGGGUACAUAGAUUCUAGUUUGACUGCAACUGGAGGUGGAGUGUUUGAGGUUCUGUUGCUUAUGCCUUAUUGCCAAGAAAAUGUAUUUGGAAUGAUGAAAAGUAGGGGUAAAGCUACUUUUACAGAAAAUGAAGUUUUGACUAUAUUCUGUGAUAUAUGUGAAGCAGUAUCUAGACUACACCAUUGUAAAACCCCUAUUAUACAUCGUGAUUUAAAAGUAGAAAAUAUUUUAGUGAAUGAAAAUGGUAAUUAUGUUCUAUGUGAUUUUGGUUCAGCUACGGCAAGAAUGUUAAAUCCGUUAGAAAAGGGUGUAGCAUCUGUAGAAGAAGAAAUAAAACGUUACACAACUUUAAGUUAUAGAUCCCCAGAGAUGGUGGAUAUGUAUUCUGGAAAGAUAAUAUCUACAAAGGCUGAUAUAUGGGCUUUAGGCUGUUUAUUAUACAAAUUGUGUUUCUUUACAUUACCUUUUGGUGAAAGUACCUUAGCUAUACAAAGUGGAAAUUUCAGCAUUCCAGAUAAUUCUCAAUAUUCUAAAGGACUGCAUCAAUUAAUAAGAUAUAUGCUAGAAACUGAUCCUGAUCAACGACCUGAUAUAUACCAAGUCAGUUAUGUAGCGUUUAAAUUAAUAGGUCGAGAAAAUCCAGUAAAAAAUUUAAUGAAAUCCCCAACGCCGAAUUUGGACGAAAUUCCAGUUCCUCCAUUUGAAUCAGAAUUGAAGAAAACACUAAUUAAUAAAGUGCAAACAAGUAAAACAGUCGCUCCUGUGAUAGAAGGAACCAGUGUAAUGCCACGACAACGACCAAAAGGCAGUUCUUCAGCUCCCCUGAAUUUAAACAACAUACCUUUAACUCUCUGUCCUAGUCCCACUCUAGCAAAGAAAUCCCAGAGUCCUGUAGUACCAACACCUCAGGCUACUUUUCAGGGUAAAAUUUCCUAUAAUUCUCCAUUUUCUGUACCGAAUACUAAUUCUAAUAACCAGAAUUUUCCACCUAAUUUUUUUCCUACGCCUGAAAUACCUCAACCUCAUUUGGACUCCUUAUUUCAGUCUUCCAUUUAUCCGGAUCCAUUUCGAGAUGAUUCUACUGCUGCAUCUCCCACUAUUACCGACACUAAUAAUGGAAAUAAAGUUGACUCUAAGGACAAUUUUGGAAGUAAUCCACCAGCUAGUCUGCCUGUUAAUAUAGUGUCUCCAGUUUCACUAGAGAACCCCUUGUUUGAAACUAGCAAUGCCACUCAGGGGACUUCACAUCAGAUGGGCUCUGGUUUAACAGAAUCUAGUAACGUAAUUGGAGGACAAAUUACUCCACCAACUUCUCCUUCACUUGCUGUUCCUAGAGGCCACAGACGUAACAUGAGUGAUACAACAGCUUUUAAUAAGGCUUAUGCUUCUGAAACAUCUCAAUUCUUGGCCCCAUUUGAAUCAUCCAUCAAAGCUAGAAGUAUUGCUUCCCCAGCUGAGUCUACUGAAGAUCUUAGUAGAACUUUGGCUCCAAUGGGUACUUCAGCUUCCACAACUGAUGUAAGUCGAGUAAAGGGUCCUGAUAGUAGAUCUCUUUCUGCAGACGUUGCAGACUGGAAUCCUUUUGAAGAGGCUCCUUUUAGUCAGUUAACUGAGGAUCACAUAUUUGGCGCUGAAUUUGAUAAAAUAAGGAUGGGAAGUAAUAACAGUUUGCAAGGUAUGAAAUCAAAAGAAAGCUUAACGAUGUCUUUGUCUGAAGAUCCUUUCAUUUGCGCUCCUUUCAGUCUUCCUGUUCGUAACCGAGAUAGAACCAAUAAAGGACCACAUUCCUCAGCCAAAGCAGUAUCUAAAAAGCCUGUAACGGAAACUUUACCGGAAGAACCUUUGUUCGAUUCUUCUCCAGAACACGCAGCAGCUUCUGACGGAGAAGCACUCAUAAAUACCGAACCGGAAUCUGAUCAACCAAUAUCCCCACCAUUUGUCAAAGCGCCAUUAGAAGAUAGAUCCAAAUACGAAAAAUUAAUUCAAGGAGUUUAUGAUAUAACAUCUUCAACUAGUAGUUCGGAUGAGGACAACGUGAAAUCAAAGAGGAAAAAGAAAAUAACCAUUCCCGAGAAAUUGCAUUCGGUAUACAAAACAGUAGAAAUACCUAUUAAAAACUUGAGAUCAGAUAAAAAUAAAAGCGAAAAGAAAAAGAAGAAAAAAACGGAAAAAGGAAAGGAGGCUGAACCGGAAUCCGAAGAUUCUAUAGGUUCUGCUAGCGAUUUAAGAGUAGAUGAAGAUGAACAGCGGCAAGUUAAAGAUGAUGCAGUUAGUGAAAGUAUUAAAACUUGUGGAUCAUCAGCUUAUCACGCUGAAUGUGAAAGCAUGGCAACUCACGAAGAAGAUUGUACCAGUAGAAUAAUAAGGACCAAGCAACGAGAGCAGGUGAAGAAGGCGGCCGUGGUAUCAGAAGAUUUGCUCUUUGUGGGCCAUCAGUAUGGAGAGAAGCCUUUGUUACUAGAUGAUGAAUUAGAUUCCGAUUGUGAAAACGUUAAAUGGCAAUCUAAAGAAGUCCCAAAGGCUAAAGCUGAUAUCUGGAUAGCUCCGUCUAGUAGUUUUGAAGAUAAUAACGACGUAUUUGCGUUAGCACCUUUUUCCAAGAAUAAACCUAAGCAAGAAGUACAAGCUGGGAAAACAGAAGAAGAACAGAUCGUAAUUAAAACAUUCGAAGAUGAUUUUACAGAAAACAACGAAAAUAAAUUAUCUGUCAGCACUACUAAUUCUAAUCCGUUUUUAACACCAGAAUUUGUUUCACCGCAACCAGCCGCAUCAACUCCCAAUAUUGAAAUUGCUAGUCAAAACUCCAAUUAUUUCGAAGAAGUCAAUUUUGUAGCUUCUUUUCCGGAAUUACCAAAAGAACAUACAACAUCUCGUGAGAGCGUCGAAUUACGUGUAAAACGCGAACCCAUCCAAAUUCUCAAUCGGGCAAGUUUUGAAAUAAAACGAGAAAGUUAUGAGAUUCGCAGGGAAAGUUUCGAACCCAAGCGUAAUAGUUACGAAAUUAAACGUGAAAACUUGGAAUUGCCUAAAAAAGAACCACUAUUUACGGAGCUCCUCUUACCGAAUGAUACAUUAGGUAAAAAUAGUAAUUAUUCUUCUCCCAGAUCGUCUAAAAGUAAUCUUAGGCUUGAAUUUAUAGAUGAAGAUUUAUCACAAGAAUCUAAUCAGAAAAAUAAAAAAGAUAAGAAAAAAGAUAAAGAACAAAAGACAAAAUAUUUUUUAAUAGACGACAAUAUUUCCGACGACGGUAGUACCAUUUCUGUUAAAACUAAAAAGUCGUCGAAAAGUGACAAGAUUUCGAAAAAGAGUAGUAGCAAAUCUAAAAAGUCUUCAAAAGAACGAAAUGAUGGAGGUUUUAGUAAUAUGAGUUUUGAAGAUUUUCCCUCGGACGACAGAGAGAUCAUUGAAAGUUCCAUAAUGCCUUUUGAAGUCCUCAGAAGUCCCGAACAAGAACAAAAAACGUUCGGUAUGAAAAGGAUUGGCAAUCCUUUCUCUUGAUUCCGUUUCUAUUACAUGAACGGAUGUUUAUUGAGGAAUUGUUACUGCACCAAUAUAGUUUUAAAUUAUUGAAACAGGAAGUAGCUAUUGUUAAAUUGUUAUUGAUAAAUUGAGGCUGUGCAGCUAAUUUUUCAUAUUAAAUGCAAAUAGCUUUAACCCUUAUGGAGUGAAAUACCAGAUAAACUGGUAUAUGAAUAUAUUCCGUUACUUUUAAUCACGCACCUAACCAAUGGAAACACAUCCUCGUUCUUAUAUGCAGGAUAAUUCAUUAGAAGUGGCGACCGGAAAGUAGUUUAAUGUAGUUUUGAUAAAAAGAAAUAAUCGCACGGGAUAGCUCUAGUAAAUAUAGAGGAAGAUUUGUUUCUUGGGAUUGUAGUGUUUAAUAACACAUAUUAAAUACACGAUUAUCAUAUCAAUACUAAUAAUCAUAAUUAUUAUUAUAUAAUAUAGUAUAUAAUUAAUAAUUUUAUCUUCCAAAUUAGUUGAAAAUACAAAAUAUCGAUAUACAUGUAAGAAUUGCAUGAUGUGAUGGAGAACAAGGUUGCUAGUGUCAUAAAAAGUUACCAAAAAGCUGCUAAUAAAAUCUCUUAAUUAAUCUGCAGAUCUUGGAAAUAAAAAAGGGUUUAUAAAUUAAAUUUUCAAAGAAACAUUGAACAGUAGGGAUAUGUUGCUGAAAUAAUAAUAAACCUUAAACAGAAUAUAUAUAGAAAGACAAUUACGAAAAUGAAGGUAGUUCAUUUAGGGAAUAAUGAAUGCAACAAAAAGUAAAUAAUUCAGUAAUAAUAGCCUAACGACAUUAUGUUACAGAUGCAUUUUAAAUGUCACUAAGUAGCUAAUAAAGUAAAUUUCUCCCCGACAUUUAUUAAAAGUGAGCACCAAAUUCAAACAGUGUAGUGAAAAACUGAAAAAGUAUCUCAUUUUUUGAAAGGAACAUAUUACAAAAAAUUAUGAAAACAAUACUAUAAGAUCGGGGAUAAAAAUAAAUGCAACGGUUCUUCUGGAACUAUAAUGAUAUACCAUUUCACAUACGUUGAGGUUAUAAAGUAGCGGAUGAAUAUUCUUUCUACGUAAUUUGUGAAAAAUCGUAGAACAAAACGCUUUUUGUAUCUAAAAAUACAUUUUCUGAAUUUUACCUGCCCGUUCGACCUCUUUAUGGUAAUAACUAGCCUUAUAAUAUGUUUUAAUGAAAAGCUGUAGCGUGUGAUAUCGCAUUUGAAAGGGUUUACGAUUCUCUAUUCAGUCCCAGACGUAGAUUUUUGUAAGAGAAAUGUUCAGAAAGUCAGUCGUCACAUAAACGGGGCUCUAACGUAUAUUGAACCACUUUUAGGACGUAAAAUCACAGCGUUCUAGUUCCAAACUAUAAAUGAAUUUUUUUUGAAUAUAUAUGUAUUAAGAAUGUUUCAAUUUCUUAUUUUGUAAAGAAACGAAAUAAUUAUUUUAAAAUUAUAAAAUAAAACAAAUCACAUUCUGAUAUACUUAUUUAAUUUCCAACUGAACUGAAAAUAUUAAAAUGUCUAAUAAUUGAUGAAUUGUUGGUAUCAUAUGCCAAAGAACAAAAUCAUAUAUAAUACUGAUCUGUUUUCUUCUCGAAUUAUUCAAGUGGCAGCUAUUUUCUAUUUAAGAAGUAUUUUUGCAGUAUUAAGUAUAAAUAUAUAUAUAUAUAUAUAUAUAUAUAUAUAUAUAUAUAUAU